This is a messenger RNA of Aphis gossypii (cotton aphid), 766 nucleotides long. RefSeq lists its product as uncharacterized. NCBI's taxonomy places the organism in Eukaryota, Metazoa, Arthropoda, Insecta, Hemiptera, Aphididae. The coding region runs from base 115 to 702 and encodes 195 amino acids. The transcript has 4 exons. The record is from RefSeq and is a predicted model, not a curated record.
CACUGUACAAAUUAUAACGAGAACCUAAACGCCGUCGCCCUGGAGAACAAAAUUAUUAAAUUUGACAAACCUAUCUAUAUAGGAUUUGCGGUGCUGGACAUAAGUAAGACGUUGAUGUACGACUAUCAUUACAACGUUAUGAAGAAACAUUAUAAAGAUAAAAUCAAGCUAAUGUACACUGACACAGAUUCACUAGUGUAUCAUAUCAAUACCGAUGAUUUCUACAAAGACUUGAUUGAGAAUCCCAACUUGAUGGAUAGAUUAGACACGGCGGACUUGCCUCCUAUCCAUCCGUGCUACACUACAGCUAGGAAGAAGGUGCCCGGGUUUUUCUCUGAUGAAGCAAAAGGACAUAUAAUGACAGAGUUUUGUGCACUACGUGCAAAAUCAUACGCGUACAACAUAUGUACAGGAGAAGAGGAUGUGGUGAGAGAGCAGAUCAAGGCAAAGGGUAUCAGACCUCAUGUGGUUAAAAACCACAUGACUCUUGAAGAUCAUGUUAAGUGUUUGUUUGGAGAAGCUGGCGUGGAGGCGUAUAAGGAGAACGUAUCAAUACGUUCAUUCAACCAUCAGCUAGUAACGAUAAAGACCAUGAAGCUGACCUAUAACAGUUAUGAUGACAAAAGAGUGGUACUAGAUGAUAAAAUACAUACACUGGCUCACGGUCACUAUUCUAUAGAGGAAAGUGAGGACGAUGAAUGACCAAACCAGUGGCCAGUGGCAUCAUGAAUCAGAAAAAGAUUUGAUGAGAUCGCUUCUACGGGAA